GACUUCGCCUUGAUAUGUUUGCAAUUGCAAUGUUAUAUGCAGGUGCAUUAUUCUUAUUAUUGUGUUAGCAUGCAGGUGAUCUUAUGAAGCAAUUUGAACGCCAGUACUGGUAAUUGAAGCUGGUUGCUACUUGUUGACUUCCGUUCAGCUUUAAAGAAGAAUCACAACCCAUAUCAUCUUUCUCUUUCUCGAUCCUUCCAGCUUCAGAGGCCGAGUGAGCGAUGAGGUGAGAAACCUAAUCUCGAUCUUUCGCUUGGUCUAAUUGGGAGGCCUCUUUGUCAUCAUCACAGGCGACAAAUAGAUCGAAGCGGGAGUCAGUGGCAACAUGACGAACCCCUUUCGGUCGACGCUCGUUUCUCAGAUUCGUUAGCAUCCCCGAUGACGCAUGCAGUGAGGUAUUGGGAUUGGAAUGAAGGGGGGGAGGAUUACCUAGUACGCAGUAGUGGCUUUAGACGGCUCAAGAAAGGGACAUAGUGUCUUCCUUCUGCUUUUGUGAUUGCAAUCCCGAGCUUGAAGGAAUCACGACCAUUUACGUGCCAGAUCGAUGUCCAGCGACAGAUAAGGCUUCGUCGUUUGGAGUGGUCGUGGUCAUGGAGGCGAGCACCGGGCCUCUGUUGAAGGUGUACUAUGAGAACUGCCCCGGAUGCAAGCAGGACCGGAAGAACGAGGUCCGCCGAGGAGUUCCUUACAGGGAAUUCUUCUACAUAUGGAUCGUCACGCUGUGCUCCGCCUUACCAGUAGCAUCAUUAUUUCCUUUCUUAUACUUCAUGACACAAGACUUACAUGUUGCCAAAAGAGAAGAAGAUAUUGGAUUUUAUGCUGGUUUUGUAGGAUCUGCAUUUAUGAUUGGAAGAGUUCUGACUUCAGUAUUCUGGGGAAUUGUGGCAGAUCGAUAUGGAAGGAAACCAGUUAUAGUCAUUAGUAUUAUUUCCGUAAUAUUAUUUAACACUAUGUUUGGGCUUAGCACAAGUUACUGGAUGGCACUUGUUUCAAGAUUACUUCUUGGAUGUUUUAAUGGUUUGCUUGGUACAAUAAGGGUAUCUGCUCAAUUGGUGUUCAAAAUUCAAAUAGCUUAUGAUUCAUUGAUGCCAUACUUUCUAAUUGGAAGCUUGAUGUGGAAUUCAAUACAGGCUUAUGCUUCAGAAGUUUGCCGAAAAGAAUAUCAAGCUCUAGGAUUAUCUCUUGUUAGUUCAACACGAGGUAUAGGUUUAAUUGUUGGUCCAGCUAUUGGAGGUUUCUUUGCUCAGCCUGCAAAGAAAUAUCCAAAUAUCUUCUCCAUAAAGUCAUUGUUUGGCAGGUUUCCUUACUUUUUACCUUGCUUUUGCAUCUCUCUCAUAGCAACUGGGGCAUUGGUUGCCUGUUUCUGGCUUCCUGAGACUUUGCACAUGCACGAUAAGUGGGAAAUUGAAGAUCUGGAGGAUUCACUAAUAAGAUGUGAAACAAAAAAAUAUAAUGAUGAAAUUGAAGGAACAAUGUUGGCAUCUAAGCAAAGCUUGAUAAAGAAUCGGCCUUUAAUGUCAGCAAUCAUUGUCUAUUGUGCUUUUGCCCUUCAAGACACAGCAUAUGCUGAGAUAUUCUCCUUGUGGGCUGUGAGCAACAAAACAUAUGGUGGAUUGAGCUUUUCAUCUCAGGAAGUUGGUGAAGUACUUGCAAUCUCAGGUUUGAGUCUCCUAGUUUAUCAACUAUUUCUUUAUCCAUGCUUUGAGAAGUAUCUAGGACCCAUCAGUUCAUUGCGUGCUGCAGCGAUUUUUUCUAUACCAUUGCUCACCAGUUACCCAUUUAUGUCUAAGCUUUCUGGAUUAAAACUUUUCUUUGUUGUGAACUGUGCAUCACUCCUGAAGAGUGCUAUUUCCGUAACUAUCACCACUGGGUUCAACAUCCUGCAGAAUAAUGCUGUGUCUCAACAUCAAAGAGGUGCUGCAAAUGGUGUUUCUGUCACUGCAUUGUCUCUUUCCAAAGCUAUUGCUCCAGCAACCGCAGGGGCUUUGUAAGUAUUCCGCGUAUUAGGUUUUGUUAAUCCAUACCUGAUGAUGUAAGUGGAUAGUACAUAUAAAAAAUCAAACAAAAAAGUUCCUGUGAAAAAUCACUUCUUUUUGUGCUGCUUAUAUUUUUAUAUCUAGGUUUCUGUCUUUCUGUGAUUCUUUAAUUUUAUAAUAUUCAACUCAAAAGCUAUCAGUGAAUGUGUGUGUCUUUAUACACAGGUUGAACUGCUUGAAGCCUGACUUCCAUUCAUAAUCCAAAUUAUUAAACAAAAACUUAAAAUGAAUUUCUCUUCUACUUCGCAAGUAGAAAGUUACAAGGAAAAAAAUUGCUGUUGAUGUGAAUAAUUUGUUCUCAAAGAAGUUGUAUGUUAGUGAGGUUUUGCAGCACGAUAGUUUACGCUGAUUAAUCAUAUAAUCUUAACAUAUCUUAAAAAUAUGAUGGUAGCUAGUUUUGUUCUUUUAUCAUAUUUUUACCCCCUAGGUGUUGUAUAACUAUUUGAUCCAAGCAUAAGUAGGUUGGUGGUUUAUUAGUUGAACUUGUAGUAUAUUACUUAAUUGGACAGGUGAAAACACUUCAAUAUUUGCAAUAAAUGACUACCUUAAUUCUUAUUUAACUAUUAUUAGACUUCAGAGGAUAUGAUUUUCUUUUAAAGCUAAAGAUGCUCGUUUGAUUUCUUCAAUAAAUCAUCACCACACAUCCUGUUAGUAGUUGAUGUGAACUUCAAAUGAACUACUGUUGGC
Musa acuminata AAA Group (dessert banana) is the source of this 2723-nucleotide messenger RNA. Its product is annotated as probable peptide/nitrate transporter At3g43790. The transcript is spliced from 15 exons. NCBI's taxonomy places the organism in Eukaryota, Viridiplantae, Streptophyta, Magnoliopsida, Zingiberales, Musaceae. Bases 591 to 1991 code for a protein of 466 amino acids. The record is from RefSeq and is a predicted model, not a curated record. Gene Ontology annotation, biological process: transmembrane transport. Gene Ontology annotation, molecular function: transmembrane transporter activity.